UAGCAUGGGAAGCUGUUUGUGUGUGUGUGUGUGUGUGUGUGUGUGUGUGUGUGUGUGUGUCAGCUGCUCCAAUCUGAAGAUGGCAACUCCAAAGAAAGUGUGUAUUGUCGGCUCAGGAAACUGGGGUUCUGCCAUCGCUAAAAUCGUGGGGCAGAACGCAGGACGAAACAUGAAGUUUGACUCUGCAGUGAAGAUGUGGGUGUUUGAGGAGAUGGUGGAUGGCAGGAAACUCACAGACAUCAUUAACACACAACAUGAAAAUGUGAAAUACCUGCCAGGACGCAGACUGCCGGAGAACGUGGUUGCAGUAGCGGAUCUGGUUGAGGCUGUCAGUGGUGCAGAUGUUUUGCUCUUUGUGAUCCCUCAUCAGUUUAUCAGCCAAGUGUGUGACACAAUGAAAGGAAAGAUUAAACAAGACGCUCUUGGAAUGUCACUUAUCAAAGGGGUGGAUGAGGGUCCUGAUGGGCUAAAGCUGAUCUCGGAGGUCAUUCGUGAGAAGCUAGGCAUUAGCAUGAGCGUGCUAAUGGGUGCAAACAUCGCUAAUGAAGUGGCAGACGAGAAAUUCUGUGAGACCACCAUCGGCUCAAAAGACAAAUCCCAUGGAGCUCUGCUGAAGGAACUGAUGCAGACGGAUCAUUUCCGGGUCACCGUAGUGGAGGAGGCCGAAGUUGUGGAGAUAUGUGGAGCUCUAAAGAACAUUGUGGCGGUGGGCGCAGGAUUCUGUGACGGCUUGAGUUUUGGAGACAACACGAAGGCGGCUGUGAUCAGACUUGGCCUGAUGGAGAUGAUCGCCUUCGCGAGACUUUUCUGCUCCGCCGGCUCUGUUUCCCCGGAAACCUUCCUGGAGAGCUGCGGCGUUGCCGAUCUCAUCACGACGUGCUACGGGGGACGCAACCGGCGAGUGGCUGAGGCGUUCGCCAAGAGCGGGAGGUCUCUGGAGGACCUGGAGAAGGAGAUGUUGAACGGUCAGAAGCUGCAGGGUCCUGCUACAGCUGCUGAGGUCCAUGUUAUCCUGAAGAACAGAAACCUACUGGACAAAUUCCCAUUGUUUAGUGCAGUGUAUGAGAUCUGCUAUGAGGGUCGUCCUGUUACAGACUUCAUCAGCCUGCUACAGAAUCACCCAGCUCAUCUGUGACAGACAUCACUCUGUGUGUGUGUGUGUGUGUGUGUGUGUGUGUGUGUGUGUGUGUGUGUGUGUGUGUGUGUGUGUGUGUGUAUACUACUGCACUGCUGAUUCUGCUAUUUGUGGAGCACAUGUUCUGUAAUAAAUGAUAAUACUGUAUAUUUUAUAUACAUAUAAACACGUCUUAAUGUUA
Molecule: messenger RNA, 1316 nt
Organism: Silurus meridionalis
Lineage: Eukaryota; Metazoa; Chordata; Actinopteri; Siluriformes; Siluridae
Gene: gpd1a
Product: glycerol-3-phosphate dehydrogenase 1a
Exons: 8
Coding region: 5-1135 (376 amino acids)
Biological process (GO): glycerol-3-phosphate catabolic process; carbohydrate metabolic process
Cellular component (GO): cytosol; glycerol-3-phosphate dehydrogenase (FAD) complex
Molecular function (GO): NAD binding; glycerol-3-phosphate dehydrogenase [NAD(P)+] activity; protein homodimerization activity
Source: RefSeq, a predicted model, not a curated record